GGGGAGGCGCGAGCCGGCGCGGCCGCGGACAGCGUCGCGGGCCGAGCGCGAGCGGUUAACCUCAGAAGUGUUAACAGCUGUUGAAGAUUCUAAGACACAAACACAUUGAGCCAGAGUGACCUACAGCACUGAGCAUCUGACACUCCCUGCUUCCAGAUCCUAAACCAGAAAAACAACACUAAAACCCUUUCUUCAGAACGUCCGGGUUCUCUGUGGGCAGGUCUUUCCUUGAACUCCUGGAAGCAAGAGUGUUAGUGCGCAAGUGCAGACUGCACAUCAGGUCUCUGUUACUAGGGAAGAGAAGAUGGCGAUGGCCUCAACAACUGUAGUGGUUCCUGCAGAGUGGAUCAAGACCUGGGAGAAAUCUGGGAGAGGCGAGUUUUUGCGUUUAUGCCGGAUUCUCAGUGAAAGUAAAAGCCGCGACAGUUUGGCUUGUAGAGAUUUCCAACAAGCACUCUAUGAGUUGUCAUACCAUGUCAUUAAAGGAACUUUAAAGCCGGAACAGGCCUCAAAUGUUCUUAAUGACAUCAGUGAAUUUCGAGAAGAUAUUCCAUUUAUUCUUGCUGAUAUAUUCUGCAUAUUAGAUAUUGAGACGAAUUGCCUAGAAGAAAAAAGCAAAAGAGAUCAUUUUACACAACUGAUAUUAGCAUGUUUGUAUUUAGUUUCAGACACAGUUCUAAAGGAACGCUUGGAUCCAGAAACAUUAGAAUCAUUAGGCCUUAUUAAACAAUCUCAGCAGUUCAAUCAAAAAUCAGUUAAGAUCAAAACGAAACUCUUCUAUAAACAGCAGAAGUUCAAUUUGUUGAGAGAAGAAAAUGAAGGGUAUGCCAAGCUGAUUGUUGAAUUAGGGCAAGAUUUAUCUGGAAAUAUCACUAGUGAUUUAAUCUUAGAAAUUCUCAAAUCUUUAAUAGGAUGCUUUAAUCUAGAUCCAAAUAGAGUUUUGGAUAUCAUUUUAGAAGUAUUUGAAUGCCGGCCAGAACACCAUGAUUUCUUUAUAUCUUUAUUAGAAGCUUAUAUGAGUAUGUGUGAACCACAGACACUGUGUCAUAUUCUUGGGUUCAAAUUCAAGUUUUACCAGGAGCCAAAUGGUGAGACUCCAUCAUCCUUGUAUAGAGCUGCAGCAGUGCUCCUGCAGUUUAACCUUAUCGAUUUGGAUGAUCUCUAUGUGCACCUUCUUCCAGCUGAUAGCUACAUUAUGAAUGAAUAUAAACGAGAAAUUGUGGAAGCUAAGCAAAUUGUUAAAAAACUUACAAUGGUUGUAUUGCCUUCCGAAAAAAGUGAUGAGCGAGAGAAAGAAAAGAAAAAAGAUGAUAAGGUAGAGAAGGUACCUGAUAACCAAAAACUUGGUUUGUUGGAAGCCUUGUUAAUUAUCGGUGAUUGGCAACAUGCACAAAGUAUUAUGGAUCGGAUGCCUCCAUACUAUGCAACAUCACAUAAAGUAAUAGCCCUUGCUAUUUGCAAUCUUAUACACGUAACUAUUGAGCCUAUUUACCGAAGAGUUGGUGUUCCUAAAGGUGCUAAAGGCUCACCUGUCAAUGCGUUACAAAACAAGAAGGCACCAAAGCAAGCAGAGAGCUUUGAAGACUUGAGAGAUGUAUUCACUAUGUUCUGCUACCUUGGUCCUCACCUUUCUCAUGAUCCCAUCUUAUUUGCAAAGGUUGUGCGCAUAGGCAAGUCAUUUAUGAAGGAAUUUCAGUCUGAUGGGAAACAAGAAAAUAAAGAGAAAAUGGAAACUAUCCUUAGUUGUUUGCUUAGCGUUACUGACCAGGUACUGCUUCCUUCUCUUUCUUUAAUGGAUUGCAAUGCAUGCAUGUCCGAGGAACUAUGGGGAAUGUUUAAAACAUUUCCUUAUCAGUAUAGAUACCGCUUAUAUGGACAGUGGAAAAAUGAGACCUACAACAGCCAUCCACUUUUAGUGAAAGUUAAAGCUCAUACAAUAGACAGAGCCAAAUACAUCAUGAAGCGUCUAACCAAGGAAAAUGUGAAGCCUUCAGGAAGACAGAUUGGGAAACUGAGCCAUAGUAAUCCAACCAUUUUAUUUGAUUAUAUCUUGUCACAAAUACAGAAGUAUGAUAACUUAAUAACCCCUGUGGUAGACUCAUUGAAAUACCUCACUGCGUUGAAUUAUGAUGUUUUAGCCUACUGUAUCAUUGAAGCACUAGCUAAUCCAGAAAAAGAAAGGAUGAAACAUGAUGAUACAACCAUUUCCAACUGGCUUCAGAGUCUGGCUAGUUUCUGUGGUGCAGUUUUUCGUAAAUACCCAAUUGAUCUUGCUGGUAUUCUUCAGUAUGUAGCCAAUCAGUUAAAGGCAGGCAAAAGUUUUGACCUGCUUAUAUUGAAAGAAGUGGUACAAAAAAUGGCAGGAAUAGAAGUUACAGAGGAAAUGACAAUGGAACAGCUGGAGGCUAUGACAGGCGGGGAGCAACUUAAAGCUGAAGGUGGAUAUUUUGGCCAGAUUAGAAACACUAAAAAAUCCUCUCAGAGAUUAAAGGAUGCACUACUGGACCAUGAUCUUGCCCUUCCUCUUUGUUUGCUCAUGGCACAGCAGAGGAAUGGGGUGAUCUUUCAGGAAGGCGGAGAGAAACAUUUGAAACUUGUAGGAAAGCUAUAUGACCAGUGUCAUGAUACCUUGGUGCAGUUUGGUGGGUUUUUAGCAUCAAAUCUAAGCACAGAUGAUUACAUAAAGAGAGUACCUUCAAUUGAUGUGCUUUGUAAUGAAUUCCAUACACCUCAUGAUGCAGCAUUUUUUCUGUCUCGGCCAAUGUAUGCACACCAUAUCUCAUCAAAGUAUGAUGAACUUAAGAAAUCAGAAAAGGGUAGCAAGCAGCAACAUAAAGUUCAUAAGUACAUUACGUCAUGUGAGAUGGUGAUGGCUCCUGUCCAUGAAGCAGUGGUCUCGUUACACAUCUCCAAAGUCUGGGAAGAUAUCAGCCCUCAGUUCUAUACCACAUUCUGGUCUCUGACCAUGUAUGACCUUGCAGUUCCACAUACCAGCUAUGAACGGGAAGUCAAUAAACUGAAGAUCCAGAUGAAAGCAGUUGAUGACAACCAGGAAAUGCCUCUAAAUAAAAAGAAAAAGGAGAAAGAACGCUGUACCGCCCUGCAGGACAAGCUUCUUGAAGAAGAGAAGAAACAGAUGGAGCAUGUACAACGAGUUCUACACAGACUGAAAUUAGAAAAGGACAACUGGCUCUUAGCAAAAUCUACUAAAAAUGAGACCAUCACAAAAUUUCUCCAGUUGUGUAUAUUUCCUCGGUGUAUUUUUUCAGCAAUUGAUUCAGUUUACUGUGCCCAUUUUGUUGAGCUGGUCCAUCAACAGAAGACUCCAAAUUUCUCCACACUUCUUUGCUAUGACCGAGUUUUCUCAGACAUAAUUUACAUGGUUGCUAGCUUUACUGAAAAUGAAGCUAGUCGGUACGGGAGAUUUCUUUGCUGCAUGUUAGAGACUGUGACUAGGUGGCACAGUGACAGAUCCACCUAUGAGAAGGAAUGUGGAAACUAUCCAGGAUUCCUUACUAUAUUACGAGCAACUGGAUUUGAUGGUGGAAAUAAAGCUGAUCAACUAGAUUAUGAGAAUUUUCGACAUGUUGUUCAUAAAUGGCAUUACAAACUAACCAAGGCAUCGGUACAUUGCCUCGAAACAGGUGAAUAUACUCAUAUCAGGAAUAUCUUGAUUGUACUAACAAAAAUACUACCGUGGUACCCCAAGGUUUUAAAUCUGGGUCAGGCUUUGGAAAGAAGAGUGCAUAAAAUCUGCCAAGAAGAAAAAGAAAAGAAACCAGAUCUAUAUGCACUAGCAAUGGUCUACUCUGGGCAGCUGAAAAGCAGAAAGUCAUAUAUGAUACCAGAAAAUGAAUUUCAUCACAAAGACCCUCCUCCAAGAAAUGCUGCUACCAGUGUACAACCAAAUGGGCCUUGUAGUGGGCUGCCUUCAUCCAUAGGAAGUAUAUCUAAAUUAGAUGAAAACAGUGCUGAGGAAGCCGACAAGUCACGAGAAAGAUCUCAGUGUGCUGUGAAAGCUGUUAAUAAAGCCUCCAGUGUCACACCAAAAGGAAAUUUAAGCAAUGGAAACAGUGCUUCUAACACCAAAGCUAUUAAGGAAAAUGACAAAGAAAAGGGCAAAGAGAAAGAAAAAGAGAAAAAAGAAAAGACCACAGCUAUUACUGCAGAGGCCAGGGUACUUGGUAAAGACAGUAAAGAAAAGCCCAAGGAAGACCAGCCAAAUAAAGAUGAAAAAAUAAGAGAGGCUAAAGAAAGAAUGCCAAAAUCUGAUAAAGACAAGGAAAAAUUAAAGAAGGAAGAAAAAGCUAAAGAUGAGAAAUUCAGGAUCAUUGUCCCCAAUGUAGAAUCAAAAUCCACUCAAGAAAGGGAAAAAGAGAAAGAGCCCUCAAGAGAAAGAGAUUUAGCAAAGGAAAUGAAGUCCAAAGAGAAUGUUAAAGGAGGAGAAAAAGCACCAGUUUCUGGCUCCUUGAAAUCACCUGUUUCUCGAACAGAUAUCACAGAACCCGAAAGAGAAAAACGUCGCAAAGUUGAUUCCCAUCCUUCUCCAUCACACUCUUCCACAAUAAAGGACAGUCUUGUCAAACUCAAGGAGUCUUCAGCAAAGCUGUAUAUCAACCAUAUUCCACCACCAUUGUGCAAGAGUAAAGAGAGAGAAGCAGACAAGAAAGAUUUGGACAAGUCAAGGGAAAGGUCCAGAGAAAGAGAGAAAAAAGAGGAAAAGGAGCGGAAAGAGCGGAAAAGAGAUUACUCAAACAAUGACCGAGAGGCACCCCUGGACUUAAUCAAGAGGCGGAAAGAUGAAAAUGGAAUAUUGGGGGUUUCAAAACACAAAAGUGAAAGUCCCUGUGAAUCUCUUUAUCCAAAUGAGAAAGACAAGGAAAAACUUAAGUCAAAAUCCUCAGGCAAAGAAAAAGGUGAUUCAUUUAAACCUGAAAAGAUAGAUAAAAUAUCCAGUGGGAAAAAGGAGUCCGGACAUGAUAAGGAAAAGAUAGAGAAGAAAGAGAAAUGGGACAGUUGUGGAGAUAAGGAAGAGAAGAAACAUCAUAAGUCCUCAGACAAGCACAGAUAAUGAAGACUCAACCAAAAGUGUGGGCAGGCCUCUGAGCUGAAGGUCUCCCAGCUGAGGAUGCCAGAGCUCUCUCUCUGUGUCACUCUCUAAACCCUAUCCCCCUUAACUGAGAGCUUCUGGUGCUGUCCAUCUUAUGAGAAUCCUUAAGUCAGAAGAUGAAUAUGCAUCACCAUCCUCUUGAGACUUUGCAAAGUCAUUUUCACCUCUGGGCAGUUCCUUGCAGCAAGAUCUCUGUGCGUACACUUUUUUCUUGAAAUAAUGCCACCUAGAAACAGCAUCUAUGAAAUUUUCACCAGCUGAGUCUUGGAUCACCCUUCUUAGAAAGGGGACUUUUCUUCAGUGGAGGACUUCUGGAAGGGUCUGCUGUGCAUUUACCAAUAUAGAAGAAGUAGGCUAUGGUGAGUUGAAGUUACUGUUCUACCUUAAAGGAGUGGUUCAGUACCAGCUAUAGAAAAUCCUGAGGUUGCAACAAAUUGGGUCUUUCAUACAUUAGUUAUUUAAUCUCCAACAACGUUACAAGUGCCUACAAAGCAUAAGCACACCCUCGGUCUAUGCUGCCUUUGCUGAUAAGCUGCCUCAUCUCACAUCGUUGAUGAGAGAGAUUUGUACAACUCCUUCUGUGUGCCAGGCCCUGUUCAAAGAUGAUGCUAUCUCCUCUCCCUCAUAGAAUGCCUCUAAGCUCUUCAAAUUCAUGAAUUUUAACAAGUCCAUGAGCCAGCUCUCAACCAUGUCACAAUGUGCCAAAAAAGCCUGUUUAGCUUUGCCAUUAUGUUCUUCACCAGUUCCUUGGCAUAUGCCCAGUUGGCAUUCAGUCGGAUGACUUAAGUACCUUCCAGGAAUACAUGAGGGACUGAAACAGUAGUCACAGAGCAUGACCAGGAAUGAAACCAGAAUUGAACAUGAUUGUCAGCACAUGCAAGCUGCCUCAGGGCGAGUGACGCCUGGUGAGACGGACAGGGCAUGGAGCACUCACUGGCAGCAUGGUGUCCCAGAGCCCGGUGUCGAUCAUAAGGCUAGAGAUCAUGGAGCUGCCGAACGGAAGAGACAUGAGUGACGGACAGGUGGUGACCGUGAGAUGCACAGGAACAGAUGGAGCAGCUGGUGCAGUGCAUGAACUGCUCCUGUGCUGGGACUAAUGUUGUGUCCAGGACAGGCCAGCGUCUCAGCAGUCAGCCGUGGCCCCGACUACAGUGGACCUGGAAGUUGGAGGCAGAAAUGGGGGUGCCAGGAUCCACAUGUGGUGAUCCACGAGUGUUACUGUGUGGUCCUGAGUGGAUUUUCCAUAACAAGUACAUUAUUUAUGUCUGGUUUAUCAUAUGAUGCUGGUCUUUAUAACUAAUUAUUAAUCUUCUACACUUGGUUUUAUUUUCCAUAAACUUUACCCAUGGAUGAAAGAAGAUUUUUUUUUUUAACUUUUCCUCACGUGACAGAUCUAGACUUUGAAAUAUUGAACUAAGGAAAAAGAAAACUGGAAAGUAUGUUGAGAAGUACGCCCAAUUGCUGCCCUGCCUAACUCUUCAGGUGACAAUGAAGUAGCUUUGUAAAGCUUGGAACUGUCAAAGGACUUCUGAGUACACUGCCAGCCACAGUCAGUACUAACAUUGCUAGCCAGUGAGUGGAGGGUGAGGCAUUGCCUUCCUUCCGCAGUGAUGCAGCCUGCGGUGGUUCAGCCCAGGCGCCCUCUGCUGGUAAGCUGCUUAACCAUACUGACAGCCAGCUGUGGCCCAGUGUGCUGGACUUUGUAUGAAUAGUUACGAUGUUGAUACUACACUUGUUUGGCUUCCUUCUCAUAGCUAAUGUCUAUGGAACUAGCUGUAUUACUUGUUUUUUUUUUUAAUAGUUUUAGCUCUGUUAAAUGCCCCCCAAAUUUCCAGAUAGUAUCUCUAACUGCAUCAGAAUUGUAUGGUUCCUUAGCUCACACUAAGUUUGACUUUCAACAAUUUGUUUAGUGUGAAUAUUUUUAUCUUUUUUUCAUGCUUCAACUUACUUGAAAAUCAAUAUUAAAAACUGUCUAGUAGAACCAACUUAUUAAAUGUUACUUUGGUGUGCAGUAAAAUGUUCGAUUAAGCAAAUGUUCAAGAAAGAUACCUGUUUUGAAAUUUAUUAUGACUCAUAAAGUAAAAAUCACUCCAUAGUAUUUCAAAGAUAAAGUCUCAACUGUUCUUAGUCCAGUGUGUCAGUAGAAUUUAUAAUACAAAUAAAGUUUGCUUAAUUAAAAGAUUUUUUUUUCUGAAAGUCCGUCUAUUAUCAGAAAGCUCCAGAGAGAAGCCACAUUAGUAGCCGCUGUUUUCAUUGGAAGAAAGAGUUUCUCACUGAAUUUCUGUGUAAAAUCUAUUCUCAAUAAGAGAUUUUUGUUUUCCAAAUAUCCUAUGUUGUAUGAUCUUUUGCAAUCUAAAAGGAUAAGAAAGAUACAAUCUGGGGCUGGAGAGAUGGCUCAGUGGUUAAGAGCAUUGACUGCUCUUCCAGAGGUCCUGAGUUCAGUUCCCAGCAACCACAUGGUGGCGCCCAACCAUCUGUAAUGGGAUCUGAUGCCUUUUUAUGAUGUGUCUGAAGACAGCCACAGUGUAUUCAUAUACAUAAAAAUAAAUGAACAUUAUAAAAAAAAGAAAGAUACAAUUCAGGGCUGGUGGUGAUCACACAAUCACUACAGAAGCCCUGUCUUUAGUGCUGUGUCUUAUAUUUUCAUGUUAAUUAGUAGAUUUUGUCAGUCAGGUCUCCAGUGGAAACAGGAGCGACAGGUCUUUCUGAGUCACUUGAUGAAUGGAAUCAUACUGAUUUUUUAACAGGUUUUUCAUAUGAUAUCGUCUCUAUCUUUUCAGUAUGCUGACCAAGUUCUUUCUUCUAGGUAGUAAAGUUUGUGUUCCAGGUAUAUUGAGUUUAUGUAUUUAUCAUGUAUGCACUGUUGUUAGGUGAAAACAAGUUUUAGUUUGCAGUGCAGCCAUUAUUCAGUAUUCAUGUGUACUGACCAUGUGUACCACAUCCAUUAAAGUCCCUAGAAGGUAUUUUUGAUACAUAUUAGAUACUGUGUUUUAAUAUACCUACAAGAUUAUAAAAAAUUCUUUCCUUCUACCCAUGAGUUCCAUGUGUCUGGAUUUUUUGUUUUAUUUUUUUUUUUUUGGUUUGGGUUUUUUUUUUCUUCUUCUUCUUCUUCUUGAGUCAAAGAAUAAAGCUUAAUCCUUUUCCUGGUACCUUGCCUUUUGCUGGCAUAAUUGGGAUAUAAAUUGUUCAGAUCUCCACAAUUAAGAGUUUCAAAAAUGUGUGAUACUGGCCACUUGACUUAAUAAAGACUAGAUAUGUAUAAACAGAUAGAAAAAAAUGUCUAUUUCCUCACUUAAAACAAUUGUAUAUUUUUUUCUUUUUAUUAGCAAAUAUUAGUAAUAGCCUAGACUAUGAAUAAUUUCUAUAUGUUGGGGGGGGCACAUAAUGAGGCAGUGCUUAUUACAGCAAGUACCCAUUUCAGGUAACCAAGUAGGCAUUGUAAUUACAACAGGGCUGAAAUGCAUGGAAAGUCAUUCUUCAGUUUCCUUAGAGCUGUAACCUGAGGCAGUUGAAGGGCGAGUAGUUCAUUUGGGAGGUGUAGAUAGUAUGAGGCUGAGGAAGCCUGCAAAGGGACGGUGUACAGAGGGUGUGCUGCAAGCUGGCUAACACUGCAGGCUGCCAGAACUGUAUUUCCUUUGUGCUACUCUGGAAACACUAGAAGACACAAUUCAGACAUACCUCAUGUAAGGAAGUGGGGUACAGAACUAGUCCAGGGGAGUGGCAGCUUGGUAACUUGUGAUCCAGAGCUGUAGCUGGACAUGAUGGCACAUGCUUGCAGUCCCAGCACCUGAGAGGUGGAGUCAGGAAGACCAGGAGUUUAGGGGUAACAUGGGCUACAUGAGACUGGGUCAAAAAAAUAGAGAAGAGCAGUAACUGAAGAAUGAUAGAGUAUCAUUAUAAUGCCCACAUUGUCCCUUAGAUGUAGACUUCACAAUCCAGCCUCCUAGUGCAGUCAGAUGGUGUUCUGUGUGCUUGCACUGCAUGAUUGUGUAGACCACGUAGGCAGAACCACGAAAGGCUAAAAGGCACAGUGAGAAGACAAAGCUGUGCUUCUGAUCCUGGUGGUAUUUACUAUCCAUGUGAUCAGGUCUCAUCUCUAAGUUCAGAAGAUGAAUCUGUACCUUGCUUCUCUGGUGUGUAUGGUCUGAAGCACAUUUGAGCUGAACUUUGCACAGAAGAGUGGAGGAGGUGCCUUGUUUUUUACAAAGAGGGAGGUCUGUUCAGUCAGCAAGAUGGAAAAGAUUUCUUGGCAAUUUAAAUUAUCAAAGGCAAAAGGGACAGAUUAUGUCUAGUAAUAAUUAAAAACUUACCUGAAAGGCUUUUCUAAGUCUCCACUUGGACACACAUAUUUCACAACUGCAGUUCGGGGCUCCUUUUUCCCUUAUGUUACAUCAUGAACAUGCCACAUGUUAAUGUACAUAAUAUAUGAAGUAUAUAAUGUAAUGUAAAUUGAUAUUGUAUGACUGGUUAUAUCUACAUAUUAAUAUUAAAUUAUGAAUGUAUAAUUUAUGUGAAAUAAAACACAUCCCUGGUAUUGGACA
Molecule: messenger RNA, 9651 nt
Organism: Apodemus sylvaticus (European woodmouse)
Lineage: Eukaryota; Metazoa; Chordata; Mammalia; Rodentia; Muridae
Product: THO complex subunit 2-like
Exons: 10
Coding region: 305-5071 (1588 amino acids)
Biological process (GO): mRNA export from nucleus; mRNA processing
Cellular component (GO): THO complex part of transcription export complex
Molecular function (GO): mRNA binding
Source: RefSeq, a predicted model, not a curated record